Parasteatoda tepidariorum (common house spider) is the source of this 1017-nucleotide messenger RNA. Lineage: Eukaryota; Metazoa; Arthropoda; Arachnida; Araneae; Theridiidae. The record is from RefSeq and is a predicted model, not a curated record.
AUGACAGUAGCUAAUAUUAAUGAAGAGGAAGUUGAAAAAGAAAAACGAAAGACUGUUGUUUCGGCUAUCAAUAUAGACUCGGAAUCCAUUGUAACUACUUUAGCAUCCAGAAUUUCGAAGUUUUCUAAGAUAAUCAGAGUUGUAGCAUGGUUGUUACGCUUCCAACCAAAAGCUAAAGAUUUAAGAAAGAAUGUUGAUUUAACGCAAGAAGAAAUAAGAAAUGCACAAAAGACUCUUCUGCGGUCAGUACAAAAAGAGUGCUUCAAUGACGAAGAAGGUAAAAAAUCUUUGAAAAACUUUCAAGUGUUUUCAGAUCAUGAGGAGAUACUUCGAUUAAAGUCUAGACUUUUGAAUGAAGAUGAAACCCCUGAAUUCAUUGCGCCUUUGAUUCUUCCGUCAAAGCAUCUUGUUGUCACCCGACUUAUUGAACAAGAACACCUGUUGAAUAAACAUGCAGGAACGUCCAUUCUUCUAACAAUCCUGAGAGAGAGAUUUUGGAUUAUAAAAGGUAGAAGAACUGUUCGCUCCGUUAUUGGAGGAUGUGUCACCUGCAAGAGACAAAAGGUUAAAAAUCUUGAAGUACCAUUUCCACCUCUGCCUCCUGAUCGAACUAGAUUAUCGGCUGUAUUCGAAGUGUCCGGUGUCGAUCUGGCCGGACCUUUGAUGACCAAGACUAAUGAGAAGGUUUGGAUCGUCCUUUUCUCCUGUGCUGUGUAUAGAACUGUUCACUUAGAGCUGAUGCCUUCUCUUAGCACAAACGCUUUUGUUCAAGCAUUACGGCGAUUUAUUGCCAGAAGAAGUAGAGUAUCUACACUAUAUCCAGACAAUGGUACCAAUUUCACUGGCCUCAACGCCUCCUUGAAGCGCCUUGAUUGGACCAAAAUCAUGAAAGAAUUUGAAGUUACACAAAUCCAAUGGAAAUUUAAUCCACCCUCCUCCGCCCCAUGGUGGGGAGGAUUCUGGGAAAGAUUAAUCGGAAUUCUCAAAGAUCUCUUAAGAAAAAACUUGGGACGGUGA